This is a messenger RNA of Coccomyxa subellipsoidea C-169, 1305 nucleotides long. Its product is annotated as kinase-like protein. The transcript is spliced from 9 exons. Gene Ontology annotation, molecular function: ATP binding; protein kinase activity. Gene Ontology annotation, biological process: protein phosphorylation. The record is from RefSeq and is a predicted model, not a curated record. NCBI's taxonomy places the organism in Eukaryota, Viridiplantae, Chlorophyta, Trebouxiophyceae, Coccomyxaceae. Bases 1 to 1305 code for a protein of 434 amino acids.
AUGGAUCACUUAUUUUUCGCUUACGAGCGUGUGGUGAUGCCUUGCCACAACAUGAACUGUGGUGACGUGGUGCACAGAAGUACCUUGGAUCCAGUACUGCGCCUUGAACAGCGAGGUGUAACCCCACAAGGCGUCGCCCUGGUCUCAGCUGUCAUCGCUUACCUCUUCGCCAAGCCAGGUGUGCUGGCUGGCGCUAUUGAUUACUACAUUCUCGACAAAUUCCAGCGCCUGACAAAUACGAAAACCUACACCAAGGAAAACAUCCGUCUGGGAAAGAAGUUGGCGACGGGCGGCUUUGGGACUGUGUAUCGAGCAGACCUCGUUGAUGACGAGGAGCCUGGUGAACCACGGCCUGUGGUUGUUAAGAAGGCAAAGGAGUUUGGAGAGGCAGAGGUGUGGAUGAACGAGCGGCUGAUGAGGGCAGCACCCAGCUGCUUUGCUCGCUUCAUCACCGCCUUCGAGGACGGCAACAGGCAAAAUAGUGGCAAGCCUCCGCUGUGGCUGGUGUGGCAGUACGAGGGGGACUUCACGCUGUACGACCUGAUGCAGAAGAAGGACUGGCCCUACAACCUGGAGCCGGUGCUGUUCGGCCGCGAGCUCAAUCUGCCCAGAAGCCCCCGCCGCCGCUGGAUCACCCUCCGCGUCAUCAUGCAGCAGAUAAUGGAGGCACUGCAGGCGUGCCACGCGACGGGGAUCGUGCACCGGGACGUGAAGCCGCAGAACGUCAUUUUGAGUGAUCCCGACCGCCGCGCCAAGCUGAUCGAUCUGGGCGCGGCCGCAGACCUGCGCAUUGGCAUCAAUUAUGUGCCCAACGAGUUCCUGCUAGAUCCCCGCUACGCGCCCCCCGAGCAGUACAUCAUGUCGACCCAGACGCCGCGCGCGCCGCCGAUCCCGGUGGCGGCCACGCUGUCGCCGAUCCUGUGGCAGCUGAACAACCCGGACCGCUUCGACAUGUACAGCGCGGGCGUGAUGCUGCUGCAGGCCUGCAUGCCCGCCCUGCGCUCCGACUCCGCACUCAUCGCCUUCCGCCGCAAGCUCGAGCAGUGCAACUACGACAUGCCCGCCUGGCGCGCCCAGCAGGAGAGGAGGAACAGCAGGGAGUACACGGAGGGCUUUGCGAUGCUGGAUCUGGACGACGGCGCGCCGUGGGACCUGGUGUGCUCGUUGAUGCAAGCCGCGCCGCGCAAGCGCCUGAGCGCCUCCGCGGCCGCCGCACACCCAGCCCUUGGCGGCGGCAUCACUGCCGCGCUCAACUCGCUCUCGCGCCGCGCAGGGGAUGCGGCUGACCGGGUGCGCGCUCUCUGA